Messenger RNA from Capsicum annuum, 1944 nucleotides. RefSeq names its product long-chain-fatty-acid--AMP ligase FadD26-like. Gene Ontology annotation, biological process: lipid biosynthetic process. The transcript has a single exon. Lineage: Eukaryota; Viridiplantae; Streptophyta; Magnoliopsida; Solanales; Solanaceae. Bases 1 to 1944 code for a protein of 647 amino acids. The record is from RefSeq and is a predicted model, not a curated record.
AUGAACUAUGAAAAUUAUGACCCUUUUUUCCCUGACCAACCUGUUGUGGAUCUUUAUCUUCCAAUAUGGGCUAAACUUCCGGGUUUUAAGUCGAAACCGGCUUUCGUUUGGGCUGAAGAUGGCCCAAUUCAGCCUUCAUUUCUCACUUAUGAGGAACUAAAUAGUUCAGCCCAAUGCAUUUCUUCAGAAUUGUUACUUAGUUCAAGAAAAAAUGAUGUUGUUCUUGUUUUAUGUUCACCAGGACUUGAAUUUGUUGAAGUGAUUUUUGGGUGUCAAAGGGCUGGUGUUUUAGCUGUUCCUAUUAGCCCUCCUCACCCAUCUUUCACGAACGAUAAUUGGCAUCAUUUACUUAGAGUUGUGUCCCAAACAAGGCCUAGAGUUGCUAUAGCACAACGCGAUUACAUCAAACAUGUUGAGAAGUAUGUUGCAUCGUCGAGUAAUAAUAAUAAGUUGUCUGAGGCUUUACAGAAUCUUCGAUGGAUUUCAACCGAGGAUUUGAAGGGAAAGAAAGUGACUAUGCAGUUGGAAAAUGUGAACUUUGGUGUUGGUUUUAGUUACAAUGGUUGCAAUGCUGAUGAUGUAUAUUUGAUUCAGUACACUUCUGGUGCAACUGCUAUUCCUAAGCCUGUUUUGUUGACUGCAGGCUCUGCAGCUCAUAAUGUUAGAGCCGCGAGGAAAGCUUAUGAUUUUCACCCGAAUACAGUUGUUGUUUCGUGGUUGCCUCAGUACCAUGAUUGUGGACUCAUGUUUCUGUUGUUGACACUUGUGUCAGGGGCAACAUGUGUGUUGACAUCUCCGAAUGCAUUUGUCAAUCGUCCUAGGAUAUGGCUUGAACUGAUUUCGGAGUUCAAAGCAACUUGCACUCCGGUUCCUUCAUUUGCUUUACCACUCGUGUUGAAGCGUGGUCAUGCUGGAGCAACUGAUGCAGGUACUGUUAAUCCUAUCAGUAUGUUGAGCGUGAAGAAUUUGAUCAUCAUUAACGAGCCAAUUUACAACGACUGUGUUGAAGAAUUCGUUGAAGUUUUUAGGCCUUUCGGGCUAAAUCCUUCAGCAAUUUCUCCCUCAUAUGGCUUAGCUGAAAAUGGCACAUUUGUUUCAACAUCAUGGAGAAGUAGUAACUUUGACAAAUUUUCGACAUACAAAAAGCUCUUGCCAAGUGCUAGACUUGAUCAUGAAGAUGUUGACAUUGAAAUUUUAGUUGUGAAUGAAGAAACAAAUGAGAUUGUGGAAGAUGGAGUUGAAGGAGAAAUAUGGAUUUCAUCUCCUAGCAAUGCUACUGGAUAUUUAGCACAUCCAUCUUUAACUCAACAAGUGUUCAAUGCCAGACUUAAAAACAAGGCGGGAAAAUGCAACAUUCGAACAGGUGAUAGAGGAGUUGUCGAAGGAGAAGAAAGGUUUUUAUACGUGACAGGUCGAUGCUCAGACAUUAUCAAACUCCCAAAUGGACAAGAAAUACAUCCACAUUACCUGGAGACAUCAGCUUAUAAUAGUUGUCCCAAUUUCCUACGAGGAGGUUGUGUUGCAGCAUUCGACAUGUCUGAAUCUGAAUACACAUCUGUAGCUGUUGUCGCGGAGGUGCAGAGCAAAGGUGAAAUAGAGAGUGACAUGUUUUUGAAGCAAGUAUGUGAAGGUAUAAGAAAAGCCACAAUGAAAGAAGAGAAUGUUGGAAUUGGACUUGUGGCACUUGUCAAAGUUGGAAGUGUACCAAAGACAACUUCUGGGAAAAUACAAAGAUGGCUUGCUAAGUACAAAUUUAUGAAGUCACAUAUGAAUAUUAUCAGGCAAAUGAAGUUUGAUAACAAUGAUAAUGUUCAAAGCACAAUGCAAAAAAUGAUACAAAUUGAAAAAAAAGAGUAUAAAAAGGGAAACAAAAUGCUAAUUGUGGAAGAGGAAGAAGGGAUUUAUUUUGCUCCAACAAAUAGGACUUUGAAAUCUUCUCUUUAA